AAUCUUAAGAAGCUUCUUAAGAUUUAUAGAUGGAUAACACCUGCAAACAGUGCAAACUCCUAUCAAUCCCCAAGAAAAAUAUUCCCUCACGCAUCAACCAACAACCACUUACAUCGAAGGGGAAAGACAACAUGUCCCUUUACUACGACGCCGUCAAGAUCCUCACCUCGCCCUCCCCCACCGGCGGUUCCUUCAAAUCACGUAUCUACAAUGAACGCGGCCUCAAAGCUGCCCCAGCGCAAGUCUACGCGCUAAUCACCGAGGCCUCGAAAUGGGAUACUGUCCUGAAGGAAGUAAUCGAGAAUGCGGGGAUUCUGAAACUCGAACCCAAGCUCUCACCACUUCUCGCCCUCCUCCUCGUGCACGACCACCUUCUCGCAAAAAGAGGUAUUGCAGCGCCCGCUUCCCACCCCACGCGCCAGGCCAUCGAACGCCACAAGACUAGACUAAAGGGCGAAUUCAUCAAAGCGCGCGUCCGCCGCGGUUGCGCAUCCGUCGAGGACCUCAAAGCCGCCGUCCAGAGGGAGAAACAACCCCAAGGCUCAACGGCGGUUUACCCGCGAUGGAUAAGAAUCAAUAACGUCCGCACAACUGCCAAGAAACAGUUUGAUAGCACAUUCGCCUCGUACACGCAUGUAACCUCGCUCUCAGAGCUAGUCGUGAAAGAUGAUACGAAGCGGAUCUUUGUCGACCCGAAUAUCCCGGACCUAGUCGCCGUGCCGCCGGGGGUGGAUUUCACGGCCUCAACAGCGUACAAGAAUGGGGAGAUUAUUCUGCAGGAUAAGGCGUCUUGCUUUCCCGCCUAUCUUUUGUUUGGACAGGGGGAGGUUUGGGAUGGGGGGGAUUUGGUAGAUGGGUGUGCUGCGCCGGGGAAUAAGACGACGCAUUUGGCGUCGCUGUUGUGUAAGAGGGAUCAGAAGAAGAGGCCAAAACAGCGGAUUGUUUCGAUGGAUGCGUCGCAGGUUCGUGCCAAGACGCUGCAGAAGAUGGUUUCUGCGGCUGGGGCGGAUGGGUUUGUGACGGUGUUACCGGGGCAGGACUUUUUGGCGCUGGAUCCGGAGGAUGAGCGGUUUGAGAGGGUUUCUGCCUUGCUCCUCGAUCCGAGUUGUUCGGGGAGCGGAAUUAUUGGGCGUGAUGAUGUUCCGAAAUUGGUUCUUCCGGUUUCGCCGGCCGAGGAGAGGAAAAAACAGGGAAAGAAAAGGAAGAGGGGGCAGGACGAGACGGAGGUCGCUGCGACUGGCUCGCCAUCGGCUACGGAUGAGAAUGAGAUGGCCAACACACAUCUGGAUCCGGAGCGGUUGGCGAAGUUGUCGAAUUUGCAGACCCGUAUUGUAGAGCAUGCGAUGUCUUUCCCGGCUGCUACGCGCAUUACAUACAGUACAUGCUCGAUCCAUUUGACGGAGAAUGAGGCGGUCGUCGAGCGACUCUUAGCGUCUGAGGUGGCCAAGCGUCGUGGCUGGCGGAUUAUGCGCAGAGACGAGCAGCCAGAAGGGCUGCGGACGUGGAAGCAUAGAGGAGUAAGGACUGAGACCAGGAGUUCCGGCGACAGCCUGGCGCAAGACGGUACGCAGAACCAGGAACUCAAAGUUAACCUUACUGGUGAGGAGCUCGACGGCUGCUUGAGAUGCUUUGCCGGCGAUGACGAGGGGACCGGUGGAUUCUUCGUUGCUGGUUUUGUGAGGGAUGAAGGUCAGUCUGAGGAACGGGUGAGCUCUCGGAAUGGGCAUAAGGACGAGAGCAAGAGCGAGGAUGAAGAUGAGGAUGAGGACGAGUGGGAUGGUUUUUCCGACUAGCCAUUCCAGUCACUCUUCCUUAAAUUGUAGACAUGCUACAUACGUAACUAUGAAACGGAACCUCCUGCCCCGAUGCACAAUAUAUAUCAACCGCACCAUGAAAGUAGUAGCCCUGGGUUCUUGAAAUACUGCAAGCAAUACAAGGAACAAAGCACCAUGCCCGACAUAUAAACUCUAGCCUCUACGCUAGCAUGUCGUAAAAAGAUCAAGGGAAACAGAUUCUAUUAUCGUUCUAUUAUUAUUACCUUUUAGAGGACAACAUUUUAUCUCACCUCGUCUCUUCCUAAGUCAAUAACGUCCAGCGAUAGCGUC
Aspergillus alliaceus is the source of this 2105-nucleotide messenger RNA. Its product is annotated as rRNA (cytosine-C5-)-methyltransferase RCM1. The transcript is spliced from 2 exons. Lineage: Eukaryota; Fungi; Ascomycota; Eurotiomycetes; Eurotiales; Aspergillaceae. Gene Ontology annotation, cellular component: nucleolus. Gene Ontology annotation, biological process: rRNA base methylation. The coding region runs from base 30 to 1793 and encodes 587 amino acids. The record is from RefSeq and is a predicted model, not a curated record. Gene Ontology annotation, molecular function: methyltransferase activity.